AUGCUACUGAUUGAUCAGGAGCAUAAGGGUACGUUGAUGUGGCGUUUUGUGCGAUACUGUUCGGAUAGUUUGCGUAGGCCCAAACGAGGUCGUAUAUUCUUAAUAACAUAUCUUGCGUAUGCCACCUUGUAUGCAACACGGAAGCCCUUUUCCGUGGUGAAAACGGAUGUGCAGGGCUCCCUGAAUAUAUCGACUGACUGGCUGGGUAUAAUUGACACCUGCUUCCUGGGAGCUUACGCGAUUGGACAGCUGUUGAUCCCGACAUUAUUGGCAAGGUAUCCUACGAUGUCGGCUUCAGCAAUUUUAGUUGUCCUCUACGGUGGAAGCGGGUUGGCGUCUUUCACGUUUGGACUGGUAUCGUCACCGGCGAUAUUCAGUAUUCUAUGGAUCAUUAACGGGUUGCUACACGCUGCAGUGUUCCCGUUAUUAAUUACAUGUCUUUCUCCAUGGUUCAAUAGUUCACAGCGCGGCAAGGUCAUGGGAGCCUGGACUACGAGUCAGCAAACCGGCGCGAUUGCGGCGACUGGUUUGAGUGCCUGGAUGUCCGCUCACCUAGGUUGGCGGUCGGCCUUUACCAUUCCCGGGAUCUUUACCUUUGUCUUUGGCAUUUUCGUCGCCUGGGCGAUGCAGGGUACCUUGACGGAUGGGACCAAUGUCCACAGCCACCAAAGUCCGCUGCCAAUGGACGUCGAAAUGGGCCGAUUAGAUACCUGGACAUCAAGACCCAAGACGGAGGUUGCAGAAGACAUGAUCGAAGUCGUCUCCGCCAACGGUAUGACCUUGGAGAACGUGGAAUCGGGACCAGGCACCGAAAGCAGCGCUGCCGGCCCGGACCCCAGGUCUAUGGACCCGAGGGAGCUACGGGGCACGCGACAGAAGGACCUGGUGGAGGUGAAUCCGCAGACGCCUCCGCAGGGAAGCCAGUCGAGUAUGAAUUCGGUUGUCGCCAGCAGCAGCGGAGUUAGCUUAGGUAGUAUCACGGACGUGAAGUCCGUGUCCUGUAGUUACUUUUGCGUCAAGUGCAUUCGCUACAGCCUCUUGUUCUGGCUGCCCUACUACCUCGCCACUGAGCUGCGCUACCCUCACGAAGUUGCAGGCUAUACCAGCAUCAUUUUCGAUGUGGGCGGCGUCCUUGGAGGCAUCGGUGCUGGUCAGGUCGCCGACCGACUCUUCAGAGGCCGACGCAUUUUCGUCGCUAUGUUUGCCUGCCUUGCAGGCACCCUCUCUCUCAUCGCCUUCUCCCUGUUCGCCGGCUCAAGCAAACUCGUCGCACUCUUCAUGCUUGGCGCCAUCGGUAUCGCCAUAGCCGCUGCCGACUCCAUCAUCGGCGGCAGCGCCGCCACCGACCUCUGCGAAAGAGCCAAGUGCUCCGGAAGCACCAUUGGAGCUGUCUCGGGUAUCAUUAACGGCUGCGGUUCCGUUGGAGCUGUGCUACAGGGUUAUCUGACAAGUCGGUUGACACAGUCGGUCGGCUGGCCGAGCUUUUACCUCAUCUUGUCUGGUGUCUGCUUGUGCGGGAGUGCAUUUUUGGUGGUGCCAGCCGUGCAUGAGUUGGCUAGUGUUAGGGCACUCAGUUGA
Messenger RNA from Gregarina niphandrodes, 1578 nucleotides. Its product is annotated as major facilitator family transporter. Gene Ontology annotation, biological process: transmembrane transport. Lineage: Eukaryota; Apicomplexa; Conoidasida; Eugregarinorida; Gregarinidae. Gene Ontology annotation, cellular component: membrane. Gene Ontology annotation, molecular function: transmembrane transporter activity. Bases 1 to 1578 code for a protein of 525 amino acids. The transcript is spliced from 3 exons. The record is from RefSeq and is a predicted model, not a curated record.